AUGAUACCGUUGGGAGACAUGAUGUUGUCAACUAGGUGGUUACAGUCUGCACCUAUAACGAUAGAGGGCAGGGAGUGUCCGAUAGACCUUAUAGAACUAAAUAUACCAUACUAUGAUGCCAUGCUUGGCAUUGAUUGGUUAUCCAAACAUGGAGCGAAAAUUGACUGUCAGAAAAAGACUAUGGAAUUCAGACCGGAAGAAGGAGGGCUCUUUUCUUUUAAAGGAGAAGUAGUGGCUUUUCGUACACCCAUAAUAUCGGCACUGGAAGCACGAAAUAUGAUGCAACAUGGCUGUUCCGCAUUUCUGGCUAGUAUGGUGGAUAAAUCCAUGGAGACAGAGUUGAAACUAGAGAAUGUUCAUAUCAUCUGUGAGUUUCCGGAAGUGUUUCCCGAGGAAUUACCAGUAUUACCCCCGGAUAGAGAAAUCAAAUUCAUGAUCGAACUUUCACCAGGAACAACACCGAUCUCUAAAGCACCCUAUCAAAUGGCACCUACAGAGUUGAAGGAACUCAAGAACUAG
Molecule: messenger RNA, 519 nt
Organism: Humulus lupulus (European hop)
Lineage: Eukaryota; Viridiplantae; Streptophyta; Magnoliopsida; Rosales; Cannabaceae
Exons: 1
Coding region: 1-519 (172 amino acids)
Source: RefSeq, a predicted model, not a curated record